AUGAUUGUCUCCCUUCGUGCAGAAAAUGUCGGCGGUCUUAAAGCAAAUAGAAAUGUCUCUAUACCCGAACAAGUUGCAAUGUUUCUUCAAAUUUUAGCCCACCACACAAAGAAUAUUGUUGUUCGAAGUCAUUUUAAAAGAUCCGGGUAUACUGUAAGCAAGCACUUUAACCGCGUCCUUCUAGCUUUGCUUAAGUUACACGAAAUGUUGUUAAUCACACCGAAACCUGUCGACGACGGCUGUGAAAAUGAGCGUUUUGCACACUUCAAGGGCUGUCUUGGUGCACUAGAUAGGACAUACAUAGGGUGUCGCGUUCCUUAUCUUGAUAAGCCGAGGUAUAGGAGUCGCAAGGGUAAUGUGUCGAUCAAUGUGCUAGCUGUUUGUGAUGAUAACAUGAACUUUAUUUACUUACUUACCGGGUGGGAAGGGUCUGCAGCCGAUAGUAGAAUACUUCGAGAUGCGGUAACUCGAGAUAAUGGUCUACGAGUCCCCACGGGUAAUUACUACUUGGUUGAUAAUGGUUAUACGAACGGAGAAGAGUUUUUGGCACCGUACAGAGGUUGUAGAUACUACCUCGAUGCUUAUGCGCACGGUCUAACCGCACCUAGAAAUUUUAGAGAAUAUUUUAAUAUGAAACACGCGAAGGCAAGAAACAUAAUCGAGCGGGCGUUUGGUCUUUUGAAGUCACGAUGGGCCAUAUUACGCAGCCCGGCAUAUUACCCUAUCAAGGUACAGAACCGGAUCGUAAUGGCCUGUUGUCUGCUGCAUAAUUUUAUACGAACCACCAACGACUUCGAUCCGGAGGAAGAAACUUUAGACGAUUUUUUCCGGAAAAACCCAGGCAUUAUUAGUGGAGAAGAUUACAUUAGCACUGUUGAGAGUUCGGACGAGUGGACUGCGUGGCGGGAUUCUAUUGCGAUUAGCAUGUACAAUGAGUGCAAAAACCACGUGUCCAACAGCAGGCGUUGUUGGAUAGUUCUUGAAGAGCAAACCUUAAUUUUGGCGCUCAAAGAUAUUGUGUCGAGAGGCUGGAAAUGUGAAAAUGGUUUUAAGACCGGCUUUUUGGGAACCCUUGAACAAUUUAUGGUUCAGAAAUUUCCGGGGACCGAUCUUAAAGCAACACCUCACAUACAUUCCAAGAUACACGUGUGGAAAAAACACUACGAAGCACUAAGCACCAUGUUGUCAAGGUCGGGAUUUGGUUGGAAUGACUCUAACAACACCAUAGACGUCAUUGACGACCAGGUGUGGCAGGAUUACAUCAAGGUAACCCUUCUCCUCAUUAGUUGA
Messenger RNA from Erythranthe guttata (spotted monkey flower), 1290 nucleotides. Lineage: Eukaryota; Viridiplantae; Streptophyta; Magnoliopsida; Lamiales; Phrymaceae. The record is from RefSeq and is a predicted model, not a curated record.